AUGGACUGCAACAUGAGAUCUCCGUUGCCGUGGGACUGGGAGAAUUUGAUCAUGUCCAAUCCGUCAAAGACCGAGAAUGACAAGAAGCAGCUCUCUACUGAGUGGGAGAUUGAGCGUGGUGAAGGAAUUGAAUCUAUAGUUCCAUAUUUCUCAAGCUUUGAGAGAGUCAAAACUGGCUCCGCCACCAGUUUCUGGCACACUGCUGCUGCAUCGAAAAGCUCACAGUCGACCUCUAUCAACUCAUCAUCUCCCACAGUCAAGCGGUUCAAGCUUGGACCAGAAAGCUCCCCUGGAGGAGAUUCUUGCAGCAACUUGGAUUUUGUCAAGGACAAGGCAUCCACAACUCUUGAGGUAUCUGUUGCCUCUGCUGAGUCAGAUCUUUGUUUGAAACUAGGAAAGCGGACAUACUCUGAAGAACUUUGGGGCAGAAACAACAAUGACAUCUCCCCCGUUUCUACGAAGCUGUUGACUCCAUCUGUUGUUGCUCGGAAGAAAUCCAAAUCGUGUGGUCAGAGCAUGCAAGUCCCUCGUUGCCAGAUCGAUGGAUGUGAACUUGAUCUCUCAUCUGCCAAGGACUAUCACCGUAAGCACAGAGUCUGUGAAAACCAUUCAAAGUUCCCAAAAGUCUUUGUGAAUGGCCUUGAACGUCGUUUCUGUCAACAGUGUAGCAGGCUCCAUGCCGUCUCUGAAUUUGAUGAGAAGAAAAGAAGCUGCCGCAAACGUCUGUCUCAUCAUAAUGCAAGGCGUCGCAAGCCACAAGGAAUGUUUCCACUGAAUCCAGAGAGGGUGUACGAUCGAAGACAGCAUACAAGUAUGUUGUGGAACGGCUUGUCCCUUAACACGAGAUCUGAAGAAAAGUAUGCGUGGGAUACCACUUAUGAAACAAAGCCUGAAAGCGGCUUUACUCUGAGCUUCCAGAGAGGUAAUGGCUCCGAGGAGCAGUUGUUUGCUGGUAGCAGCCGCUCUUUCUCUGCGUUUCAAACCUCUGGCGGGUUCUCGGCAGGGAAGCCCAAGUUUCAACUUCAUGGCGAAGGUGUGGGAGAAUACUCAGGAGUCCACCAUGAAUCUCAAGAAUACCACCGUGCUCUCUCUCUUCUGUCAACCUCUUCGGAUCCUCUGGUGCAACCGCAUGGGCAGCCACUUUCUCUACUCUUUUCGUAUGAUAGUGUACCAAAAUAG
This is a messenger RNA of Microthlaspi erraticum, 1179 nucleotides long. NCBI's taxonomy places the organism in Eukaryota, Viridiplantae, Streptophyta, Magnoliopsida, Brassicales, Brassicaceae. The record is from the annotation of a GenBank genome assembly.